AUGGUCAAGGCUGUUGCUGUUAUCCGUGGUGACUCGAAGAUCGCCGGUACUGUUACCUUCGAGCAGGCCGACGAGUCUGUCCCCACCACCAUCACCUGGAACAUUACCGGCCACGACGCCAACGCUGAGCGUGGUUUCCACAUCCACCAGUUCGGUGACAACACCAACGGCUGCACCUCCGCCGGUCCCCACUUCAACCCCUUCGGCAAGACCCACGGUGCUCCCACUGAUGCCGACCGCCACGUUGGUGACCUUGGUAACUUCAAGACUGAUGCUGAGGGCAACGCCAACGGCUCCGUUCAGGACAAGCUUGUCAAGUUGAUCGGUGCCGAGAGCGUUCUGGGCCGUACUCUCGUCGUCCACGCCGGCACUGACGACCUCGGCAAGGGUGGCAACGAGGAGUCUAAGAAGACUGGUAACGCUGGACCCCGCCCUGCUUGUGGUGUCAUUGGUAUUGCCGCUUAA
Molecule: messenger RNA, 465 nt
Organism: Penicillium pulvis
Lineage: Eukaryota; Fungi; Ascomycota; Eurotiomycetes; Eurotiales; Aspergillaceae
Gene: sod1
Product: superoxide dismutase SOD1
Exons: 5
Coding region: 1-465 (154 amino acids)
Biological process (GO): removal of superoxide radicals
Molecular function (GO): copper ion binding; superoxide dismutase activity
Source: RefSeq, a predicted model, not a curated record